Molecule: messenger RNA, 4072 nt
Organism: Pelagomonas calceolata
Lineage: Eukaryota; Pelagophyceae; Pelagomonadales; Pelagomonadaceae
Source: the annotation of a GenBank genome assembly
GCUUAAAGCGCUGGGAGAGCUGCUCCGAGAGCAGGUACGAGCUUGUAGAGCUAAAAGCUCGCAUAGCUGCCCGACGGUGCUCGUUUGCGCCAAAAAGUCGGGCUUGAGCUCGGGCUGCCCGACUGGUUGAGCUCGGGCUGCCCAACAGCCAAGAUGGUGGUCUGCUCGAGCUGCGCCGAGCUCUUGUACCCGCCCGGCGCCAAGUUCUGUGCCUGGUGCGGCACCGCAGCUCCCCAGUGGGCGGGCUCCUUGGCGGAGGAUAGAGAGGCGCUGCGAGCGCUGCGCGAGGUCGACGCCGCGAUCGACGAAGUGCUCGAGAACUCCCAAGUGAACCUGAAGGUUGCCAUCGACCACGACUUUAUUGAUCAGAGCAACGACUGGGCCGGGAUCGCGACGCUCGUGGUGCCGCCCGCGCACGUCGUCCGCGGGGCCACGAUCUCCGGGCACUGGUGCGACCAGGGCAGCGGGAACCAAAAAGGCCGAGUGCGCUUGGUUCUGCUGCGGGACGGCGCCCUCGUCGCCGAUGCGGCAGUCCCAGGCCUCGCCCCGCACGGAAGGGAGUCCUUUUCCGUCGUGCUUGAAGGUGACGUCAUGCUGGCCGGCGACGUGGUCGCGGCGCAGAUCAUCGUGGGCGGCGGCGGCGGCCACGCGCUCAAGCUGAAGGGCGUGAAGCUGGUCCUGGACGCGACGCCGACGGAGGCGCUUGCGAAGAGUGGCUACGUGGAGGCGGACGGCCGCGUGACGCAGCUCAGCUUGUACGAAUGUGAGAGCCUCGCGGCGCUGCCGCCCGCGAUCUGCGGACUCUUGGCGCUGACGACGCUCAAACUGGAAAAGUGCUCGGGCCUCAGAGCGCUGCCCGACGCCAUCUCCGAGCUUAGCGCGCUGGCCGAGCUCUGCCUGAGCGAGUGCGAAAGCCUCGUCGCGCUCCCAGACGCCAUCGGCGAGCUUGGUGCGCUGAAGAGUCUCGACCUGUCGUUCUGCCGGAGCCUCGAGGCGCUUCCAGAUGCUAUCAGUGGCCUAGGCGCGCUGACGACGCUCAACUUGUAUCAGUGCGAGAAACUCGUCGCGCUACCGGACGCGAUCGGUGAGCUCGGCGCGUUGACGGAGCUCAAGCUGGAUGAGUGCACAAAAAUCACAGCGCUACCGGAGACAAUUGGCGGGCUCAAGGCGCUAAAGAUGCUCGACAUGACCGACUGCUCGCGCCUCACCUCGCUGCCGGCCGCAAUCGGCGAGCUUGGCGCGCUAACGAAGCUCGACCUGACCGGGUGCUCGAGCCUCGCCGCGCUGCCGGCCGCGAUUGGCGAGCUCGGCGCGCUGACGGACCUCAACGUGAGUGGCUGCACGAGCCUCGUCGCGCUACCGGACGCGAUCGGCGAGCUCGGCGCGCUGACGGAGCUCUACUUGAACGGCUGCACGAGUCUUAGCUUCCCGCCGUUGCGCAUGCAUGAAGACGUUGCGAUGGUGAAGCGCUGCCUCGCGAGCGUCGGGCCGAUCGUCGACGGUGCGCUGGCCCUGGAGGACGCGGGAGCCGACGAGCGGGAAUUCUUUUUCGCCGACGUCCUCAAGCAUCCGGCCUACGCAGACCGCCUCGGCGCGCGCGUCCGCAAGGACCCGGCGUUCGCCGACCUCACGAACGACAAGGGCCAGCGCGUCGUCGAGCUCGCGUGCUUCGAGUGCCGAGCGCAAAUGCAAAAGGCCCUCUUCCUCCUCCGGAGGUACGCCGUCGACAAGACGCCGCCGCUGCACUUCUCGGCGACGGCGGCGGUCCUGGGCGCGACGGACCACGAUAAAUCCGACGUCAAGCCCCGACGCGCCCUGAAGGCGAUGCGACGGGUCGACCAGGUGCUGGCGGAGCUCGAGGGCCGCGCGGGCCUCGACAGACGGUUCGUGGUCGCCGUCGUCGCCGUGCACGUGAGCGCGACCGUGUCUGCCGUGGACCACGAUGAGGUUGCCGCAGCGGCGGGCAAGUUGGACGGCGUCGUCGUCGAGAGGGCCGAGGGCCUCGGCGAGGACCUGGCGGGUCUGCUCGCGGCGCGCGAGCAGCAGAACGACGCUUCCGCCGGCCGCUUCAUGGGGUACGACUACCUCCUCGUCAUGGAGCUCGCCGAGGAGAGCCUGAGCAAGAAAAUCAUUCACGGCGGCGUCUGCGGCGUCGACCUGGUCGAGAUCCGCAAGAUCGCGCGGGAAAUGGCAGAGGCCCUGGACCAUCUCCAUCUGAAGGGCCGGAUCCAUGCGGACCUCAAGCCGCUGAACGUGGUCCGCGUCGGCACAACGUGGCAACUAGUGGAUCUUGACGUGUCCUGUGCGAUCGGCGAUCCCUUUGGCACGAAGAAGCCGUCCCUAGGCUACUGUCCGCCGGAGAUGGCUCAGACCUGUGUGGAAAUCAACCAGUGCGUCGGGUGCACCCGACAAUUCUUCACUAAUUCAUUUCUUGGCGACAACGCGGCCGUGCUGGCUCGGUCGAGCGGUGAGGAACUUGCAUCGCUACGCCAUCGAGCAGGCGUCGCGUUGAUGGCGUGGAGGCCGACGCGACGAGUCAGCACGAACGCGUCGUAAAAUUUUGAUUUACACACAGGCUCAGACUAUCCUCGACGCGAUGGAUGCCUCAGAUCGGCUGGACACGGCCCUACUCAGCGCCUACACCGCGGACAAGGCCUACGACCUCUGGUCGCUCGGCGUCGUUCUUUUUCAUCUUGCCACAGGCACACCCCUGUGGAAGACCGAUAAAAAUGACGACACGUCCCCGAAAGGCCUGCGCAAGCUGGUCAAGCGCUGCUUCGACCUCGAUCGCAAACUGGCCGUCGCGGCGCCGCGCCCGACGGACGAUUUCGAUGGUGACCUCCAAAUGCUGGCGUUCGACCUCAUCCGCAAGCUUCUGACGCCCGAGCCGGACGAGCGACUCAAGGCCUUCAAGGGGGCCACGCCAAUGCGAGGCGUCCUGCAGCACGGCUUCUUUUCCAACGAGCGAGGCGCGGCCGGGCGGGGAGACGCGGGCCGAGACGACGAGGUGAUGAAAGUGUUCGCGGAGGUACGGGCGUCGCAGGCGCAAAUCCUUCGGUCGGUCAACGCCGUCCGAGACCUGGGCGAAGAACAUCGAGACGAGCUCCGGGCGACGGGGAAGUCCCUGCGGAAGGCUAUCUUUGAAGCCAGCGAGGUGAAGACACCGACCGCCUUUGUUGUGCUCAAGGAGAAACUGCCUCCGCUGGAGGAGGACGAGCAGCUACGCGUGAAGGUCAAAGAGGAUGGCGAAGUCGUGGCAGGUGGGGCGCUCCCCGACGAAGUGAACCACCGGGUAAAGCAGGCGAAGGCGUGGCUGAAAUUCUGCAGCGAGUGCGUCGAAGGCGUCGCGGAGUGCUCUCCAAAGGCGAUCGCGGGGGCAGCGAAGGGCGCACCCGAGUGCGUCGAGGACCUUAAGAAAGCCGCCGGAGACCUACUGGUCGGCGAGGAGAUGUGGUUCUACCUUAUAGACGAGCUCACCGGCGAGCCCGUGCGGAGCGCCGGCGGCGUCUACCCCAUUCGCAUCACCGAGCCCUCGGAGCUCGUCGGAAAACUGCUGCCGGUCAUGCAGGUAGGGCUGCACGCCGCCACUCUCGUGAACGGCGUGUCAGGGGUGGUCCGCCUGUUCGGCUAUCCGUUCCCGAGCGUGCCCGAGAAGUUGCGCGAGGGCGCGGAGCGCUCCGUCGAGGUGCUGAAACAGGAGAGCUCGGUUGAGAAGUUCGGGGCUAUCCAAGAGCACGUCGAGACGCAAGACGAGCAGGCCACGAGCGUGCGCGGCGCGUCGCUCCGGGAGCUGGAGAAGUUCCUAGCAAAAGAGGACCCGCGCGGCACCUACGCCGGGCUCCAGAAAGUCGGCGACGAUUCCGACGGCACGGCCGUGUGGACGACGCUGACGGACCCCGAGGAGGUACAGGAGGCGCUCAAGACGCGCAUAGCGAGUCGGCGCGCCGAGCGGCGUUUCCAGGAGGCGGCGUCGCUCGGAAUGCUCCAGGCGAAGUUCGCGGCGAAGCUGCGCGACGCGGUGCAGGCGAUGCGCGCGGAGGACGGUGUGUAAGACUGUGACAUCACACACAGA